GUAACCAUGCCGAUAGUCUGCGUGUCUUUCAUUGCCCAUAACCUCGUUUAGCACUGGCUUUGACCGAGGUCUCGGCUCACACAUUAAUCACUUUGACGCCAUUUUCGUUUUAACUUAUAUCGUUGGUUUCUGUGUACAAUCUACGUUCUGUGGUUGAGCGAGAAAGUUUCUCAAAAAUUUCAAUUGUUUAGUAAUUGCGAAGUUUUUGAAAACAAAUAGUUUCAUAAAAGAAAAUUGCUUCUCUUGGACCGACAAUUAGCUGGUCCAUUACUUCGCUGUUAGAAGAUGAAGGGCCACAGCCGCUUUACAGACACUGAGAGAAGUGGAGGAGAAGAACUUGACGAAGGAGUCAUUGAAGUACAAGUAAUACCACAAGACGACAAUUGGGGUGAGACAGCGACUACAAUAACUGAGACUACAGCUACCUCAGUUUUAAGUGGGAUUAGUGAGACUAACCUCAGUGAUAUUGGGAAAGAUUUUCAGCCUUGUCGAUUUAGUUUUCGCCGACAUUGCAGCUUUGCUAUAACCAUUUUCGUUGGUAUCCUUGGUGUGUUUUCACCCGUGGUAUUUAUAAUCAUACCAUUAUUUCUGGGAAAACGAGAAGAAUACAUGGAUGACUGUUCAACUAAGGGCAGUAAUUUAAACGAAUGUGAUGGUUUGUAUAUGAGUUUAGGAUUUCGUGAAGUUAUUUUAAUUGCUGGUAUUUGGGCAUUAUACUUUCGUUCUCCGCGCAUUAACUUCCCUCGUGUCAACCGUUUAAAAUUUGGUGUAAUGGGUCUUGCAGCUAUAAUUGUGAUGUCUUACUGGGUUAUAUAUGCAUACAGAGUGCUUGAAGAAGGUUCAAAAUCAUCAAAGUCUGUGGCGCAAUUUGCUCUUUCACUUGCCGACACUUUGCUGUUUGUACAUUAUUUGUCACUUGUUGCACUGUGGUUUCGUCAGAGCAGGUUGACGUUUACUAUGAAAGUCAUUCGAAGUACAGAUGGUGUUAGUCGAUUUUAUAACGUUGGUAUCAUGUCUGUACAGCACGCUGCUGCGUUUGUAUUAAAUCACUAUUACAGAGAUUUUCCCGAGUAUAAUCCUCUGCUUAUGUCUAUUCCGUCAUCGCGCAAACACCAAAAUAAAGAAACGACUAAUAUCAAAUUUUACGACAUCGAUGGUAAAGUGGGUAGCGAACCAUCAAAUGCUAAUUCUCGUGCACGUGCAGUGAUUGCAGCUACUGCAAGAAAACGUGAAUCAAGACACAACGAUCGUUUUUACGAAGAGGAAGAAUAUACACGACGUGUAAAGAAAAGACGUGCACGACUAAUUACGGCCACUGAGGAGGCAUUUACACAUGUAAAGAAGCUCAAGAUGGAAAGAGGUCCUUGUGUUCCAUUAGACGCAGAAGAAGCCGCUCAAGCUAUAUUUCCAUCACUGGCAAGACCACUUCAAAAAUAUUUGCGCACAACACGGCAACAAUAUCGAUACUCCAUGGAGUCAAUUCUAAAACACUUGGCACAUUGUUUGAUAUUUGAUAUGUCUUCAAAAGCUUUUCUGGAGCGAUAUAUCAGCGAACAACCUUGUGUUCAGCUUUUGGCAGAGAAUAUAAAAAGCUGGAGUUUAGUGUGCGAAGAACAAUUAACUUCAAAUAUAACAAAAUCGACAGUGUUUCAACUUGUUAGAGAUGAAUAUUCAUUAGUGGUUACCGUAAAUGAAUUACCACAAUAUGACAUUCACGAGGAGGACUUCGAUUUUGAUGACAAUCAGUUUGUACUUCGUCUCAACUCGGAGACUUCUGUUUAAUGACAUCGUUCUUAUAUGUAGGGACUAUCUUUGUAUAAUUGUCUAUAUAUGUAGUGGCUUGCUAUAUGUAUUUUUAAAUGUGUGGUAGCGUUCUUUUAAUUGGUUGUACAUAAAAACGCUUUUCUCUGUCGUGCUGCUGCUGCCCGGAAAGUUUUUUUGUCGUUGAACAAGCUGGAUGUUAUUGUUAAUAUAAAAGUUAGUUCACUAGAAGUGUUUAAGUUAUUAAGGUUGCAUUAAUCAA
Messenger RNA from Xenia sp. Carnegie-2017, 2023 nucleotides. Its product is annotated as vang-like protein 2. Lineage: Eukaryota; Metazoa; Cnidaria; Anthozoa; Malacalcyonacea; Xeniidae. Gene Ontology annotation, cellular component: plasma membrane. The transcript has a single exon. Gene Ontology annotation, biological process: Wnt signaling pathway, planar cell polarity pathway; multicellular organism development; establishment of planar polarity. Bases 286 to 1782 code for a protein of 498 amino acids. The record is from RefSeq and is a predicted model, not a curated record.